UUAGGAAGAUGGCGGCUGCCCCGGUCUACUGUGUCUGCCGGCAGCCCUAUGAUUUUAACCGGUUUAUGAUCGAAUGCGACAUUUGUAAAGACUGGUUCCACGGCAGUUGUGUUCAGGUAGUGGAGCACCAUGCUGCUGAUAUCGAUGUUUAUCACUGUCCCAACUGUGAGCCCAUCCAUGGACCCUCCAUGAUGAAAAAGCGCAACAACUGGCACAGGCAUGACUACACAGAGCCAAAUGAUGGCACACUCCCCGUGCAGGCAGGAACUGCUGUGUUUGUACAGCAACUCCAGGCCAGGAGCUUUGCCAGUGGCGAUGAGAUUCUGCUGCCGAUGCAUGGGAGCCAGGUGACCCAAUGCUACCUGGAGAGGGAGGGCUUCCAUUACCCCAUUGUGGUCCAUGAUCUGGAUGGACUGGGGCUUAAACUGCCCCCUCCCUCGUUCUCUGUCAGCGAUGUGGAGCAUUACGUGGGUGCAAAUAAAGUCAUUGAUGUGAUUGAUGUCGCAAGACAGGCAGACAGCAAGCUCAAGCUGGGAGAGUUCGUGAAAUAUUACUACCAACCUGAACGACCAAAAGUGUUAAAUCUUAUCAGCCUGGAGUUCUCUGAUACAAAGAUGUCCAAUUUGGUGGAGGUUCCUGAAAUUGCGCAGAAGAUGUCCUGGGUUGAGAACUACUGGCCUGAUGACUCGUUCUUCCCCAAACCAUUUGUGCAGAAGUAUUGUCUCAUGGGAAUGAAAAACAGUUACACAGACUUCCACAUCGAUUUUGGAGGAACUUCAGUGUGGUAUCAUGUUCUCUGGGGAGAGAAGAUUUUCUACUUGAUCAAGCCGACUAAGGCUAACCUUGCACUAUAUGAGUCCUGGAGCUCAUCACCCAGUCAGAGCGAAGUAUUCUUUGGGGAUAAAGUCGACAAGUGUUACAAAUGUGUGGUGAAGCAGGGAACUACCAUCUUCCUCCCCACUGGUUGGAUCCAUGCAGUGCUCACUUCUCAGGAUUCCAUGGCGUUUGGUGGGAACUUCUUGCAUAACUUAAACAUAGGCAUGCAGCUCAGGUGUUAUGAGAUGGAACGCAGACUGAAGACUCCAGAUCUCUUUAAGUUCCCCUACUUUGAGGCCAUCUGCUGGUAUGUGGCCAAAAACCUUCUGGAGACCCUUAAAGAGCUGCGGGAGGAUAAAUGUCAACCUCGGGGUUAUCUAGUGGACGGGGUGAAAGCUUUAAUCUCAUCACUGAAGACGUGGCUGAGGAGGGAGUUAACUCAACCCAACAGUGAGGUUCCAGACAAUAUCAGGCCAAGCCGUCUCAUUAAAGCUCUGACCACAGAGAUCCGCUACCUGGAGGAUGAAUCGAAUAAAGCUGAAAAAUCUCAGGGAAGUGCUGAGUGGCCUUUAACACGCUCAUCACUGGAGAAAGGAUAUCAGGUACAGCGGGCCGCUUGGCGGCUACGAGACCAUCAUCAUCAUCAUCAUCACAGCCGCAGACUGCCCUCUAACUUGGAUGUCUUGGAGCUUCACACACUGGAGGUUCUCCAUAGCGUCACCUCUCAUCUCUUGUAACAGGACCCAGACUUCAGCUCCAAAGUGAAUGGCAAGUUCAAGAAAGUGUCUUCGGUGUCUGCAGUAGCUGUUGAGGGUAGUCAUGACAACGCCCUGCGCCUGGUGCUGUGUAAUGGCAAAAUUAUGCGGGAGAGGUUCUCUAUCAGUAAUGUGGCAGCCAAAGAGAAUGGAGUGGAAAUGUUGCAGUAUCAUCAACACGGGAUCAAAUUUGAAAGCCUGCUGAUGUGCCCACAAGAAAAAGUGAAAAAAGAAAAGCGAGAGGAUGAAUUAAGAGUACACUGCACUAUCAAGAAACCAGUCAAUCACGGUCUAACUGAGCAGACAGAACUCAGGACAGAGUCGCCACAUGUAGAGUCUUCAGACAGUGACUCAGAGUCAGAAGCAGAAGAUUCUGCUGAGAAACGCUCGGAGUCAGAGAGUUCUGAGGAAGAGGAUGGAGGAAGCAAGCGAGACUCAGGGAGUUUUGUGGAGCAUCUGAGCGGCCGGCCGCACGGCCACCAUAAGCAAGCGCUAAAACGAGAACGUCCUACCUCACCGAGCACAGCUGAUGCCAUUCAGGGCAUGCUGUCUAUGGCGGGGCUGCUGUGUCAGCAGGCAUCAGCAGGGGGCGAUAUUUUACAGCAGCACUGGUGGUCCAGUCAGGGUAACGGUAACAGCAACAGCAGCAGUGAUGCGUGGGACAGCAGUGAACCCUGUUCGGCACCCCGCAGCCCAGAGGGAGAGGAUGGGAGUCUCAGAGAGGAAUAUUCAUAUAGAGAGAGCUCACUUUCUCCUCCCCUCCACCCCUCCAAAAGACACACCCCCAACCCCACACCUAUCAGCAACCAGGCCACUAAAGGAAAGCGUCCUAAGAAAGGACAGGCGACAACUAAACAGAGGCUUGGGAAGAUAUUGAAAAUGAGCCGCCAUAAAGGCUUAUUCCUGUAGCAUGAUGACGUGUAAUAAAUCAACACAGCUGCUUUUCUUUAUACGCUGGGACUAUUAUCACACACACACACACACACACACACAGUUCUCUUACUGUGCAUGUUUAGGUGACAGGGUAUGUUUAAUGGCUCACUUGUUUUCUUUUUCACAAUUCACACAAAAUACAACACGUUAUCCAUCAGCGUAGGGAAAAACUGCUUUACUUUGGACAACAUUUCAACAUUAACAGCCAAAAGUUUCAAGAGGAAGCACAGAAACGGAUGGUCGGAGGUCCAGAGAGCAGCGUGUAGGAAAACGAGCCGCAAGUGUGUAUCACGGGCUGAGGCCUCUCCUCUCCCCUCCCCCACCCUACCUCUUACCACAUCUGUAGCAUGAGUGUCCAGGCGCUCGCAGGCUAAGGACAUCUUCCUAGCCCUCUACAGCCUGACACUGUCCUUCGGAUUCCCCUCAAGUCAUUAUCAAUCUGCCUAUUUCUCUCUACUUUGAUUGUCUCAGGCUGAUGUGUGAGCUUUGGAAAUGGUGCUGAACAUUUAUAAAUCCGUCUCCAGUCCCCUCUGCCCCUUUAAGCAAUAAUUGUACAGCAGUGAGUGAUGUAUUGAUGAUUUAGUGGUCCUUACUUUUAGGAUGCACAGGAAGUCCUCUCAUAGUGGAAAGUAUUGGUCAUAACAGUACAGCCAUCAAAAGAAAUCAAAAAGUGGCAAAGAUAAAAAAAACUACAUGAUUUUCUUUGAUUUAACAGCGUUUAUACUACAUUUAUUCUUGGGUGGACAUAAAUAGGUGAUUUAAAGGAAUAUUCUGGGGUAUUUUUUUAUAUAAAACGUUCAAGUUCUUCUCAUUUUGUAAAAACAAAACAUUAGAUUUAAAAGAUGUUUUUACAUUGCUAGUCUGGCAAUCCUUGUAUUGCAGGUGCAUCAGAUGUUGUCAACCUUUUUUGUAUUUUUUUUUUAUUCCGAAAGCUAGCGAAAUAUUGCUUUCACACUGGGAAAAUUGAGGAA
This is a messenger RNA of Sinocyclocheilus anshuiensis, 3475 nucleotides long. It is a transcript of the gene kdm7aa, whose product is annotated as lysine (K)-specific demethylase 7Aa. Lineage: Eukaryota; Metazoa; Chordata; Actinopteri; Cypriniformes; Cyprinidae. The record is from RefSeq and is a predicted model, not a curated record. The transcript is spliced from 18 exons.